This is a messenger RNA of Dreissena polymorpha, 1525 nucleotides long. RefSeq lists its product as uncharacterized. NCBI's taxonomy places the organism in Eukaryota, Metazoa, Mollusca, Bivalvia, Myida, Dreissenidae. The transcript has 5 exons. The record is from RefSeq and is a predicted model, not a curated record. The coding region runs from base 102 to 857 and encodes 251 amino acids.
CUAUUCGUGUUGAGUAACCUUUAAGCGACCAAUCAAUAUCUUUGGGACGCCAUUUAAAAAAGAGCAAUCAUGAACUUGUUUAAUAAAACAUAACAUUUGAAAUGGAUAAAAAUCGAAGGAAAGGUGCCGGACAGGUUGAGACCCUUGGAGGGAAUCACACAAGGGAAGCCCUUCAGGGUCUUCUAAGGCGUGGUCUCGCAACUAUAACCACAGUCAAAAUGAAUAUUUAUUCAGCCCUGUCAACAUGCACAGCCUUGACGGUGGGUUGGCAGCACAAUGUUUGCUUGCAGGAGAAGCAAAAGCCUCUAAGCUUCAUUGACAAGGUGAGGCUUAUGAGACAAGUUCGCCCAUCAAUGCACAUGUCACCAACGGAUAUGAAGGCUUGGAAAGAAACUCUGUCUUCCAUCUUUCAUGUGAAGGACAUCAGAAGAUUCCAGAAUUCGUAUGGACUGCAUAUUAAGAUGGCUCGGCUUGAACAGAGAGUUUGGGCCAUUGUGGAGGAAGUUUCGGGUGAUUCAGUGAAGAUCACUGAAAAAUUCUUCAGACCACUCUUGAAAAUUCAAUCAACCGAGGAUAUUGAGUCGUGUCUGAACAUUCUGCGAAGCAAAGGAUUAGCUGAAUAUAACAACAAAAUAAAGGAAUUUUUGGGAUCCAGACCACUUACAAAAAAAAGAAAGCAAACUGACCUGGAAGAUGAUGCCAAUGAGGAAUGUUCAAACACUUCUGAGGGACUCCUUGAGAAGUACAGCAAGGUAGUUGAUGAGCUUCAAAUGAUGAAGGACAAAUGUUCCAAACUGGAAACGGAAAACUCAGAAUUGAGGCGUCAACUGACAGAGCGUAAGUGCAUAUAUUUCUAAUAAUAUUCUUGAACACUUAAUGAAUGGAUCUUUUUUAUAAAUGAUAACUAUUUCUUGACUUACAGAGUUUAGAAUAAUUCACAAAAACUGGUUUAAGACCACUUUGAGUGAACACACAUCUUCUUAUGCCAACCCCAUUAAUUUGCCUAAUAUUUCAAUGUUUUUAAACCUGAAUAUGCAGUUUUAGUUAUUAGGCAUAGACACAAAUGUCCAGGCUUCAAGUACCAAAUAACCUCAUAAAGACCCUGUUUGAGACACCAGUGACAGUUGAUCAGAUAUAAGUUGACAUACAUUGACACUUGAUCAAAAGUGAGUUAUCCUGAUUUAUAUGUAAUAAAUAUUUUUAUGCACCCCUUCGGAGAAGAGGGGGAAUAUUGUUUUGCACAUGUCAGUCGGUCUGUUUGUUGGUCGGUUUGUCGGUCCAUCUGGCAGAGGACCCCUAUUGUUUUCAGGUCACUAGGUCAAGGUCACAGUGGUUCGGGAUGAUAACUCAAGAAUGCUUAGGCCUUGAUCAUGAAACUUCAUUGGUACAUUGAUCAUGACUGGCAGAUGACCGGUAUUGAUUUUAAGGUCACUAGGUCAAAGUUAAAGGUCACAAUGGCCUGGCUGCCACUACAAUGAACUGCCCAUUUGGAGAGCAUGCGUGUUUUACAAACAGCACUUGUUUU